This is a messenger RNA of Gigantopelta aegis, 5451 nucleotides long. Its product is annotated as ras-related protein Rap1. The record is from RefSeq and is a predicted model, not a curated record. Bases 100 to 654 code for a protein of 184 amino acids. The transcript has 8 exons. Gene Ontology annotation, molecular function: GDP binding; GTPase activity; GTP binding. Gene Ontology annotation, cellular component: plasma membrane. Gene Ontology annotation, biological process: Rap protein signal transduction; cellular response to cAMP; negative regulation of synaptic vesicle exocytosis. NCBI's taxonomy places the organism in Eukaryota, Metazoa, Mollusca, Gastropoda, Neomphalida, Peltospiridae.
GUAUGACGUCAUUGCCUGCGGAAGUGUAUGACGGCCAUUGAAGAUAAUAGGUUUGGAUAGGUAAUUUUCUUUUCUUUUGGACGACACAUUUCAUAAAGGAUGAGAGAGUACAAAAUUGUUGUUCUUGGAAGUGGUGGUGUUGGAAAGAGUGCCCUGACUGUUCAGUUUGUCCAGGGCAUCUUUGUUGAGAAGUACGAUCCAACAAUAGAAGACAGUUAUAGAAAGCAAGUUGAAGUUGAUGGCUGUCAAUGCAUGUUGGAAAUACUCGACACAGCUGGAACAGAACAAUUCACAGCCAUGCGCGAUCUGUAUAUGAAAAAUGGUCAGGGAUUUCUCCUGGUUUACUCCAUCACCGCUCAGUCAACAUUCAAUGAUCUGCAGGAUCUACGUGAACAGAUUCUCAGGGUGAAGGACACAGAUGAGGUGCCAAUGAUUCUGGUUGGCAACAAGUGUGAUUUAGAAGACGAGCGUGUGGUUGGCAAGGACCAAGGACAGAACUUGGCUCGCAGCUUUAACUGUGGCCACCUGGAAACAUCGGCUAAAGCAAAGAUUAAUGUGAAGGAGAUAUUUUCUGACCUUGUUCGGAGCAUCAACAAGAAAAGUCCCCAGCAAAAGCCAAAGAAAAAGAAGAAGGGUGGCUGUACACUACUUUAAGUUAUUAAGAUAGAUAACUACAUCAUUGUGAGAACACAGUUCUGGUAUUUGAGAAUUACUUUCACCAGUUUGGGGACUUUAUCUGAAGAAAACAUUCUGAUACCGACACAUUAAGUCUGGGCUUCAUGCUGAAGGACCAACAAACAAAAAACGACAUUAACUCUUGUCAUUCUUGGUUAAGCUGCUAGUAUCUUUACCGUUUUAUAUUUCGGUUGAGGGUAGCAGAUUCAUCGUAUGCAUGCACGUCACCUUAGAGUUGUCCCCCUCAGGGCAUUAGUAAUGGAUACACUUCUUUGCCACCUCUAGUUAACAUCCUUGAUAUCACUUCAGUAUAUUAAAAGUGACAGAAAAAUUUAAAUGUUCAUAUUUGACACGUGUCUGGUUUUGCCAGGAUUUUAUUUAUGUUCACACGCGACUGUCGGCUCAAAGGUCAAGGUCACGUUACUGUCCACUUGUGUGAAAGUUGCAUCUGUAAAUUACAUCAACUAGGUGCUGGAUUGUUCCCAUGUUUUCUCAGUCUUCUGCAUCACCUUGAUAGGCUUCUGCUCUCGCAUCUCAACUGAUCAUGGGUCAAGGUCACAUCAGUUAUUUUGUACGUUUUAAGUUAAAGGCACAGAACACUCAAAAUUAAUUGUGCUUGUAGCCAACUUUUGGAUAGUUGCACUUGUGAUAUUUAGGUGGUUUUUUUAAAUUCCAUCCUUUACUUGAAACAUGACUUGAAAUUUAAAUUGAUACCUUUUUUAUGGUUUCAGAAUUUUGUAAUAUAUGAGUUUUUUUUAAAAAGAUUUAAAAGAGCCUUCACUGUCUAAAUAAGAACAUUUUAAGUUAUGCUGAAGGCAUUUGUAUUCUAAAAAUAAAUGUUAUAUUUCUGUUGUGUAUUAUUACAUUUUUUAAAAGUUGAUUUGCCUGUUUUUGUCCCGAUUUUUCAUUUAACAACAAUUUUAACAUAAUUAUAUAUUUGCCAAACAUACAGGUAAAUUUAUUUUGUGGUAAAACAAAAAUGCAAUUCUAAGUUUUUAUGUGCCGGUAAUUUCUUAAUUGUGGAUGAGAAUACUGGAAGAACUAAUGCUAAAUAUCAUCUAAAGACUUCCGACACAUACCCGUCCCCAAUAAACAAGUGUAUGUACAUCUUUGACCCUGUUGGCAUACAUAUUCAUUGUUAAUCAAUGUCCCCAACAAUAUUUCUACAUAACAUCUUGGAAAGCAGCACUCUUCAUCCCACCCUCAAUAACCUUGGUAACAUCAUAUCCUGGACAGUACUCUGUUGAUCAUCAAAGCAACCAGUAUAUUUCUGCCUUCACUGCUAUCCCCUACCUCCACCAUACAGCUAUACAUGCAAAGUUAACAAAAUCUAUCCUUCCUCCAUGUAUUCAAACUUUAAGUAUGGUCCUGUACAUGUUGAACAAGUUCAUAGACAUUUUGGUGGAGGGGUGUUCUUUAAUAUGUGGUGCAAUACUAAAUUUUAUUAUACACAUUUAUAAUAAAAUGGUACAUUAGCAAAGAUCGUUAACAGUUCUUCAAUCCUGAUCUGUUUGUUUUGGAUUUUAAAAAAACUAAAAACAAUUUUAAUCUGAAAUCUCUGCUAAGGAUGUCAUUUCCGAAUGGAUGAGGGUUGUGUUCGUUAAUUGGGUACAUUGAACAGGCUUUUUGUUUGCUGUAUACACUGUAUUUGUAAACAUGAGAUUUUUGCUCAUGCCAUUCUACCAAGGAAAGAUGUUUUUUCCAAUCCCCCCUUACUCCUCCCUCCCACAUUUGUCUUCCCUACCAGAAAUGAAUAUUCUCUCACCCUUGUUACAUCAUUGAAAAAAUGUUUAGCAUUUGUUUCAUGUAAUGGUUCUAAUGAAGAUAUGUCUGUCCUUCAUAGUCUUUUGAAUGUCCCUCUAAAAAUGUAAGUAAUAUUGAAAACCCACAUCACCAUGGUAGUUGAUGAGAUGAGAAAUAUAUUGUACAUGUAUUUUGAUUCAAAACAAAAGUCCCUCAUUGCUUAAAUGUGUAUGAUGUUAACAUGGGGAAAAUGUUAGGCUUAUUUUAUUCCAUUAAUAAAUUUCUUUUGUGGCUUUGUAUUGGUGUGGAAGUAUUAUAUUUUUCAUUAUUUAGGAACUGUUUCAGAAAUAUAACAUUGAGAGAGGGCGUGUAUUUUAAAAUAAUGCUUUACAGCCAUCUACAAAAAUAGAUUUGCUAAUAGCUCCCAUCAUGCAUGACUAACAAUGAUUUAAUGUCCAUGACAGGACAUCAUAAUACCAUUGGUUUGAUUUUUACACAGUAAAUAAGAGGAUAUUUUAAUGUAAUUUAACUUGAAUUUAACAACAUUGUCAUUUUACAAUUUUAAACAUAAAAUUGUACUAAAUAAAUGAUACUGUAAAUACAUGUAUUUAAAAACAAAAACUAAACAAAAAAUCUUAUCACCGUUUUGUGAAACGUGUGUGUGUGUGUGUGUGUGUGUGUAAGAAAAUGGCUUAUAGAAUAUUUUGCUAGGCAAUGUUUUGAAUGCAAUAGUUUGUACAUACAAGUAGAUAUAUUUAGUGUGUAUGACUUGACAAGCACCAUUCCACUUUGGAAAGUGCAGCUUGAAGAAAACGGAGUUGAUGGUUUGCUUGCAGUAGGCAUGCUUUUGUCAAAACUGGUGAGUUGAACCAAAUAAGACCUAGUAUAUAGCUAAAACAUUUUGGAAGGUGGAAUGUGUGUUAAAGUGCAAAUUAAUCUUGUACAGCAUACACAGAAUGCAUUUUUAAAAUCUAAAAAUAUCUUAGCAAUAUAAAUAAGUACAGCUGACAACUCAGUUCACUAUUUGGAUGACAAAAUAAAUUUGCAUUUAUUUUAAAUAGAUUUAAUUGUUUUAUUUUAUAUUUCAUGGGUAUUAAUGUGUUGUAACUAUUCAUGAAAAUAAUAUUUUAGAAAAGGAAGAGUACAUUUGUUACCAAUAAAAAAAAAAGAAAAAAAAGUAAUUCUAUUGCAUUCUGAUUGAGUUUAUGUAUGUAGCAUUUUUAUUAUAUUUUGUUUUGUAAGCAGCAGUGGCGUAGCGUGGGUUGCCAGUGCCCAGGGCAAGGCAAGUAUUGCGUCCCCUAACCAGUGGACAGUUUGCACUCCCUGAGUCUUCCACCAGUCCAGAAUUUUGCACCCAGGGCAACCGCCCCGGUAGUCCCGACCACACUACGCCACUGGUAAUGAGGCAAAUUAUAUAAAUAUGUUAACACAACUUCACCAAUGAUUGAUGUUGUAAAUAAGCAUCUGCUCACUUUCUUCAAUAAUAUAUAUAUUUCUUUUUAAAUCAUGGUAUUUCCAAAUAAUUUUCAGUAAAAUGGGACAGGACACUGUAGAAAAAUGAAAAAAGAUUUAUUUAAAAAAAAAUUCUUUACUACACAAAUGCUUCACAUUUUUGUCUCUGAAUCUUUCAUUUUAUUUCAGUAUUCAUAGACCUUUAAGGCAUAUGCGAAUUAUAACCUUUCAUUAGAUGUUGUUUUGGUGACAUUAUCACUUGUAAUACUCCAGUAUUCACUCUCUGUGCUAUUAGUGAUACAUCACCGUAUAUCUGUUCCUUUAAGAUUCAAUGUAGAGAUAAUUUUGAUCAUAUUAGUAUUUUAUACAAUGUACUCUUGUUAAAUUUGCAUUGGACAUUAUUUAAAUCCUCCUCAUAUGAAUCAUAUUAAGUUCUUAUUAGAUUCUUAUGUAUUUAUAAUUGAAAUGUAUAUCUCACUGUAGUUUUCAGUUCGUUAGGUUAGAAUUAGUGAUUACGUUCUAGUGUAUGAUUUGUAAAAAUGUUUAUUUUAUAUUUUGUCCACUGUAUCUAACACAUUAGUAUAUUGAUAUUUAUUUUCAUAAUAUGAUCACAUACUUAACAAACAAAAAUGGGCCAAAUUAAAAUUGACAGUAGCUAAAAUUAAAUAAUUUGUUCGCCAUCUUUUAUACCACAAAUGUAAGUAAUCAGUUUCAAAAAGAUUCUCAACUACAAAUUGUUGGUAAAAUAUUAAAUAAGAUAAAAGUCAAGUUUAUGUGUAAGAUAAAGCCAAUAUAAUUUUGUCAUAAUUAAAUACUAUCUUAUGAUUUGUGACAAAGUAAAACAGGGUAACACAUCAAAAUUUUAAUGGGCUCUAUUUACUGUGUGUGUACUAGAAUGUGAAUUUCUUGCUUUAAAAAACCCUCAAGAAACAAACAGUUUUGUCUUCUUUUUUUUUUACCUAGUAAAUUUGAAUGUCAAGACCAGGGUUUUUUGGGGGUUUUUUUAAACUACACACAAAACCUACUUGAAAUAGUUUUUUCUUUUAAAGCUAUAUAGUUUUAACAAAGUUUUGUUUUUGAAAUAGAUCAUGCAAGUUUUUAAAAAGAAGCUGCUAUGUUGUUGACUGUACUUAAGUAUUUAUUGGCAACUUGUAUAUUAUUCAAUAUUUUACAUUUUCAGGGUGGGUGUAUUUAAAUGCACUUAAAACAAAAUCCCAUCUUUCCAAGUAACGGGUGUGCAGUCUUGACACGUAGUCAGUACCAAAGCAUUUCGGAAUCUGUAAUCAUUUUGCUUAGUUUGGUUACCGGAGAAUGGGAGAAUGGGUGCCACGGGCAUGUGAUAACAAGGAAAAGUCGAUGAUUUUUUUUUUUUUUUUUUUUUUUUUUUUUUACACACUGGCUUUUUGUGAAAACUAUACCAUUACUGUAGAAUUGCUGACUGAUCUUAUUUGGACUGCAAACACUUGAGACUUAGGAGAUGGCAUGUCUUAUUGUCACAGCUUUGCUUGUACAUGUAUUUACCUUUUACUAUAUCGCUCAUCUAGGUCAUUAUUUUUAUGAAUAAAACUUUAAUCAUUCUUA